This is a messenger RNA of Papaver somniferum (opium poppy), 1374 nucleotides long. RefSeq names its product nuclear transcription factor Y subunit C-3-like. Lineage: Eukaryota; Viridiplantae; Streptophyta; Magnoliopsida; Ranunculales; Papaveraceae. The transcript has 3 exons. Gene Ontology annotation, biological process: regulation of DNA-templated transcription. The coding region runs from base 246 to 1019 and encodes 257 amino acids. The record is from RefSeq and is a predicted model, not a curated record. Gene Ontology annotation, molecular function: DNA binding; DNA-binding transcription activator activity, RNA polymerase II-specific; protein heterodimerization activity. Gene Ontology annotation, cellular component: nucleus.
CUCCCUGAUUUCGACGAACCAAAACCUCGGUAUAGAAAACCAAGUCCAGUUGUCUCUUAUUGUAACCCUAGAUUUCGAUUUCGGAGUGUUCAAACAAAACCAAAACAAAAAAAAAAACAUUCUCUCUUCUAAAAUCAGAAAGCAAGAAGGAUCACUAAGAUUUCUACAAGGGUUUCGAAUCGGACGGAAUCGACAAGGGUUUUUUUAUUCGAAGAAAGGCAGAUUCUAGCUCCAUUUCAGCUAUAAUGGAUCAACAAGGACAUGGACAGCCCCCAGCUGUAGGGAUGGUUGCAAGUGCAGGUCAAAUGCCAUACGGGACAGCUCAAUAUCCAUCUCACCAAAUAAUUGGGGCGCCUCCUGUAGGCUCUAUCCAGUCUCCUGGCCAGACAGCCGGAUUCUCUGCCUCCCAAGCCCAGCUUGUUCAACACCAACUUGCUUAUCAGCAGGCCCACCAGCACCAGCAACAACAGUUGCAGCAACACCUCCAGACCUUUUGGGCUAGCCAGUACCAAGAAAUUGAACACACAACCGACUUCAAGAACCACAGUCUUCCAUUAGCAAGAAUUAAGAAAAUCAUGAAAGCAGAUGAAGAUGUAAGGAUGAUUGCAGCAGAGGCUCCAGUAAUCUUUGCAAGGGCAUGUGAGAUGUUCAUCUUGGAAUUGACACUUCGUUCAUGGAAUCACACAGAAGAGAACAAACGUAGGACACUCCAAAAAAAUGAUAUAGCCGCAGCAAUUACAAGGACUGAUAUAUUUGAUUUUCUAGUUGAUAUUGUGCCAAGAGAGGAUCUGAAAGACGAGGGAAUUGCGAUGCCUAGAGCCGGGCCUGUGCCAGUUGGAGGUCCUUCUGAAGCUCUUUCUUAUUAUUAUCCACCGCAGGUCGGAGCUGCAGGGAUGAUGAUGGGUAAACCAGUAUUAGAUCCAACUUUGUAUGGGCAACAAUCUCAUCCGUACAUGCCUCAGCAGGUGUGGCCACAACCACCUGCGCAGCAGCAACAACAACAACAGGAAGAUUCUUGAUAAGGGAGGCGAUUGGUGAUUGGCUGAUAAAAUGCGUAAUUAUGGCAUGAGAUGGAUAUAGGUUGCAUGACAAAAUUUCGGUUAGGUGCCAGGGGAAGUUUGGGGUGGUAGCACUAGGCAGGUUUUGGGUUGCCGGAAAAUAUUAGAUCACAUAAAACUCUCAGCAGGUGUAUGUAAUUACCUUGCCGUUCCACUCCAUUGGCUGGUAGUGAUAAAUGUUGUAAUCUAUGAGGAUAACAGUUGCAAAUAUGCAAGGAAUAGUUAGGUUGUUGAACUAGUUCUUCCAUGAGGACAAAAGUUUGUUGAAUACUAUGUAUGGAGUAUAUUUACAAAAUGCAAAGCUAAUGUGUCCAAA